Molecule: messenger RNA, 1080 nt
Organism: Salvelinus namaycush (lake trout)
Lineage: Eukaryota; Metazoa; Chordata; Actinopteri; Salmoniformes; Salmonidae
Product: V-set and immunoglobulin domain-containing protein 1-like
Exons: 4
Coding region: 20-541 (173 amino acids)
Biological process (GO): adaptive immune response
Cellular component (GO): membrane
Molecular function (GO): signaling receptor activity
Source: RefSeq, a predicted model, not a curated record
UAUACAGGCAGCUGUGGUGAUGGUGAUGUUACUGCUGAAGUGUUUGCUGCUGUUCUACUUGUCAUUCAAUGAAUUGACCACAGCAGCAGAAGCCAUUCUCUGGGUGAAGACUGGGGAGAAGUUUACUAGGAAGUGCUCCACCACUCUAAAAGACCAGAACGGAAUGUUCCUGUAUGUUGGGCUGGACAGGGAGGUGUUGUAUUACUACCAGCGUAACUCCAAGCUGACCCCCAGGGAAGGCUACAGGGACAGAGUGAAGACUGAGGGACCUGUGGACCAACUGACCAUCACCAUCAGUAACCUGACCAUAGAGGACACAGGAUUCUACCGGUGUAUUUACACAAAAUAUAAUGAAACCACGUAUGAAAAUGAUAUCAACCAAGGAAGAGGCUCCACUCUGGUCGUGGUGAAUGCCAAUGAGAAGCCGUGCCCAUCUGGCGUGGUGAACGUCAUCAUCAUUAGCAUCUUGACCAUCCUGCUGUGUGUCAUCUUCCUCAUCUGGGUCGCUCCACGGGUGAAGAGGUGCUGUAACUUUGGAUGAUCCACACCCCAGGUCUUUCCUGACUCGGUCUAUGAAGACAUGGCCAGGAAUCACACUUCUCCACCAGACACACAGCAGGAAGAAUCAUACCCCUAUUCUGUGUCUUCCAAAGGAGGAAGUAGGACCACUGAGUCGUUUCUUCAAAUGCAUUUUCUGAAUAUUGCUUCUUUACUUUCUCAGAAUUGAAAAGCCUGUUCUGCUGUAUUUCACAGUUCUAUCCUCACUGCAAGUGUUAGUGGUAAAUUGUUUGUGUGUGUGUGUGCACGUAUGUGUCGCACCAUACCAUGCUUAUGUGUGUGAAUAAAAUCUCUAUACGGAAAGUAUUCGUAUUUCAACAGAAGACCAGCGGGAAGAAGGGAACAGCCAAUGUUAUAUUCCAGGUCUAUUCAACUAUAUUCUUACGUGUUCCAGAUGUAAAAAAGGUUCAAUUCAGGGGGCCGGCCAUUUUUCACAUGCGAUGCACACAUACAUAUCUUUUAUAAAUGUUCAGAAUUGAUCAAAGGGCCUGUCUAAAUUAAUAAACUGGGGGCCUCCCGGGU